CAAAAACACAUUAGUGUAUAUUUAUUUACUAUGACCAUGAAAAAUUUCAGCUCUAAAUCAUUCCUUCUAAUGAUACUGCUUUUCCUUACCAUUCUUUCCUCCGGGGCAGAGCUCAAAACUUGCAAGCCAAAUGGCAGGGUCAAAGCUCGAAAAACACCACCAGGUUUCUGCAGUAACAACCCAGAUUGCUGCAUUGAAGGACACUAUUAUCCCACAUACCAAUGCUCGCCUCCAGUAAGCCAAAAGACCAGAGCGAUUCUCACUUUGAGCAGCUUUGAAAACGAGAUUUAUGGGCCAACCAGCUGUAGUGAGAGGUACUAUAGCGAUGAAAUGCACGUUGUAGCGCUAUCGACUGGAUGGUACAACCGCGGUGCAAGGUGUCUGAACAACAUCACCAUUACUGCACCCAAUGGAAAGUCUGUGAAUGCCAUUGUUGUUGAUGAGUGCGAUUCGACGGUGGGUUGUGACGAGGACGAUGAUUUUCAACCUCCUUGUGCUAACAACGUUGUUGAGGCCUCCAAAGGUGUGUGGAAGGCCUUAGGUGUUCCUCAGGAGGAAUGGGCAAAGUUGCCUAUAACUUGGUCCCCUCUCUGA
This is a messenger RNA of Oldenlandia corymbosa var. corymbosa, 594 nucleotides long. NCBI's taxonomy places the organism in Eukaryota, Viridiplantae, Streptophyta, Magnoliopsida, Gentianales, Rubiaceae. The record is from the annotation of a GenBank genome assembly.